Messenger RNA from Anopheles funestus (African malaria mosquito), 9454 nucleotides. RefSeq names its product brain tumor protein (gene brat). The transcript is spliced from 2 exons. Gene Ontology annotation, biological process: negative regulation of translation. NCBI's taxonomy places the organism in Eukaryota, Metazoa, Arthropoda, Insecta, Diptera, Culicidae. The coding region runs from base 5479 to 8655 and encodes 1058 amino acids. Gene Ontology annotation, molecular function: zinc ion binding; mRNA 3'-UTR binding; translation repressor activity. The record is from RefSeq and is a predicted model, not a curated record.
GAACAGUUUCCACUAACUGCUCUGAUUAAUGCUUAGUUAAAAGAAAAGUAUAAUUUUAAAAUAAAAAAAUAUAUUUCAAAACAAAUUGUAAACUAAAAUAUAAUCGAACAAUUAUUUUAGUAUCUAAUUAGCGUUUAAAGUUCUCUUAAGAUCUAACCACAAAUCAUCAAUGGAUGGCAGAACGAGAGUUUUUUUUAAUAAUCUACAAAACCUUCACUCUCUGUUCCCGCACAAUGAUUUCAUUUUCGAACGUUGAUCUGUCGCACAACAGAUGUUGCCAAUGCUUUUGUGUAUCGUUAAUGCUGAUGGUUAAGCAUCGAACUACGCGAUGAGAAGCCAGUUUUGAAUUGGAACUGUUUUUGGGCUUUUGGUUUUUUUUCUUUAUUUGUUCGAUUAGCUUGCAGCUACGAUCGAACUGGACCCGAUGUUUAAUAUUCCUUUCCACGAACGAACGUACGAUGCUGCCACAGGACACGCAGAUGGCGGUAUGGCGCACAUCAACGUUGCUUUGACUUAUGAAAGAUGUUGCCUUCUCGAUGCGACAGCAAAUAACAACAGCAGCAGCAGCAGAGGCAGCUGAAUUUAUAUCGACAGCCUCACGGCUGCUUUUGUGGCCAGGCGAGAAAGCGGUGGCAAAAAGGAAUGAACGUUUUUAAUGAUACCAUCCCAAAAAUACAUUCCGUGUCAAACUCACUCACUUAGACUAGCGCGCACACACACGUGCCCACCCCGACACACUCUGCCCAAUAAUAAUAACAACACGUGCCCAAGAUGGCACCGACAGAUGCUGCGCUCAAGGAUGUGGUAGGAUCUACGGUUGAACCACCGACCAGAAACACCACAGCAGCGACCAAAACUGACUUCGAGGGCUGCUGGUGAUGAAGCUGGAUAUCAUCAAGCGCGAAGAGUAUUGAUGGCAAGAGAUGGUACCACCAUUUGCUAUCCAUUCACUGUAUGGUUUGAGAGUAAAUUUUAUCAUAACGAUAAAAAACACAUAUCUGCGUCAAGGCAAGUGCGGAAUGUUUUGUACAAUUUUUGGCACCUUGAUCGAACCGUACGCAUCAAUGUUGAUGCAAGAUCACUGUAAGGCCAAACAUUAGGCGCUGGAUGAAAGUUGUGCUAAGAUCCUAGGAUGAUAGGAUAUAAUGGAUGGGUAGUUUUGGAGGCUUGAAAUGCUUGUUCUGCCGAAAUAUAGUUCUGCAAAUAACUUGUAAUUACAUUUCCCCUCUUCCACUCAUCCAUUAUUGAACUGGUACAAUUUAUAGAAUAAUCCUGGAAAAUGUCUUGAUGAAAAUAGAAAGUCUGUUUUUGUGAUGUAAGAAUGCCAAAUUCUUACCAUAGGUCUGUCUGUGUCUCGUCAAAUGCUGGAAGUAUCCGUUUUCCGCUGCGAAAUGGAAAAUAAUGCUGAAAAUAAACGCGACUAAAUGAGUAACUGACGUUUAAUUAAUGAAAUUGAAUUGCUUAUCUUGUCGCUGUCUGGCAUUUCGUAGCUGUCCAGCUGCAAGCAACUGGUUCUAUCCCUGGCUGUUGGUGUGCUACCAUUUGGAACUCAGUAAUGCUGGGAAUGUGAAUAUCGUUUAAAGGCUGUCAAGGUUUUUUAAUCAUGUAACACGGAAUAAAUUGAACCAAACAACUCGAUUUGCGUUUGCAUUUUAUUCCUAUAACUGUCAGGUACAAUUAUUUGCGCUAAGUAUCUUUGUAGGAUCUCGUGACAGUUAAGUGAUUUUAUUAUUGAACGGUUGAGACGUUUAAAACACCCGUCUUGCAGCAUAUCAGGUGAUCUGCUGAGGAGGUUUUUUUUGUUAACAUUCGUCCAGUUUUCUUUGUUUUGCAAAAUGUAUUAAAUCAACUUCAAUUUCACGUUUGUCUAAAUCGGUUGAGAGUUGCUAGAAUUGCUGACCACACUUGAAUUGGUAGCAUGUUACGUUAUGUUUCUUACUUGUAUGAUAACAGAAUGAAGAAAAAAAUAAUAAGGAAAUUGAUAGCGGAACAAGUCUGCCGAUAUGCGACGCAUUUUGGACGCGUUGAUAUGCGUUGUUUAGCGACAGUUUCUGUGUGUUUUUGUUGCUAAGAUAUCGUGACGUAUGUUUCGAGCGAUGGAAGAUUUGAAAGUUUGACUGUUGGUUUCCGAACCCGAAGAUGUGUGGGAGUUGACCACAGACCACCCGGUGUAUUGGACCCCAGAUGAUACUAGCCAGUCAACGUAAAAUAUUUUCCAUACAUUAGGAGUGGUGUAUGGGAGUAAAUAGCAAAAGAACGAAAAGAGUCAUUCUUUCCUUUGUGUGUGUGUGUGUGUGUUUUUUUUUUUUUUGAAUAUUUGGAAUGGCAGCUGACGGUUUAAGGGGUUGGUUUGUCAGUUGCCUACGUUUUUGUUCGCUCCCUUACUGAUGUAUCGAAGUUAAAAAAUAACUUAUGUAUGUAUAAUGUCGUACACAUGCACAUUCACGCACACAUUCAAAGUAUGGCGCACAUACAAUCAAAGAUUCACCUUCGAAGGCAGAUCUGCUAUCGCCAUUAGGCUAUUGUAAGCGCUCCAGGUUACGGAAGGGUGCAAAAAUUCGUCCUGUUCGAAAAACUAGGCACCCUGCCCAUGGUAGGGAUUUUAUAGGGAAAAUUGAAGGGGAUGUAGCUUGAUCCUUCGCCCAAGGGUUGGUUCGUGGUAUUGGUGUCGGAUCCUGAGCGACACCGGCAGACGAGAGGAGUAGCGCAUAAUCCAUUCGGAAUGAAUAAUGUAUUCCCCCAAACCAAUAGCGCGACCUGGGGUUUUGAGCAUGGUUGACCGUUGUUUUGCUCGUGGUAGUAGUUGUUGCCAUGGCGGUUUGGAAAAGUACGCGUGUAUUUGUGCGUGGUAUGGCUACCAAGAUUUUCCCUUUUGCCGGUUUGUUGAAUGUUCUUUCUUUUUGCCUUUUUUUCAACUCAUUGAUCCUUGAUUUUCAACACAGCCCCACGCACGGAUUCAGGUGAAUAUUUCUUACGCCGCCUAACGCCACUGUAUCAAAGACGUUUCAUUGAGUUUCGAAUAACGUAUCUCGGCAAAAACGGCACAGGAACGAAAGAGAUAACAAUAAGCGGCUUCGAUGCCGAACGAAUUGUGUUAUGUUUUGUUUUUGUUUUUCUUUUUUGUUUUGUUUAUUUGUGGGGGCGAAAAGAAUGGAGAAAAAAAGGAGAUAUGGUUCCCCGGAAGAGAAUGAAUGAAGAAUUAUCAAGGGUGGAACGUCAGAAUUGUAGGAACAUGUUCGGGUGAAGGAAGAGUGAAAAACGGGGCAGUUCAUUUUCAUUAGUGUUAUUAAUCGUUAAAAACUAUGAAUCGAAUUAAAAUAUUGAAAUAACAGAAUAGGUUCAUUGAUAGAACACUUCUCAACAAUUUAUUUUCCAUUCGUGGCGUAUUUAAAUGCUAUAUUAUUAAUAAAAACUCUUUUCUAAUAAUAAGUAACAUAAGCGAUCUUGAAAUGUUUUCAACGUAUUCAACACACCCCGCCGGCGUGGGGAUGCAUCGCGGCGUUGGGAUGGUAAGAAAAAGGUUUGAGCGGAGGAAACCAGACGAGCCAGAAGUAUUUUAUUUCGGAAAUUCUUUGUUUAACUGCGUCUGCUGGAAAUGUUUUUGAACCCUAGCUAUCAUACACGAGCAUUGGUGUUGGUGAUACAAACGUACACGCACACAUCCGACUGUUCUGCUCAGUAAACACAGUACGGGCUAUAAACAAACAAAAUCAGCACAAACACACCAACAGCAUCUAGUGCGCAUGCCCACGAACGUACGAGCGAACGAACGAACGAACGAUGGCGCUAACAAACACAGCUGCCCCCUUCGCGUUGUUCAAGGGAUGCCGGCUUGGGAUGCGCGUGAACAACGUUGUUGGACGAGUUGGAAGGAGAAAAAAAAUCAAAAGAAAUUGUUUGUCCUGCAUGCAUGCUUCAUGCGGUUACGAUCGAAAAGGUGAUAAACGAAAGCAUUGCGUAGAAUGUUUCUUGCAUUACAUUUGCAUUAAACGUAAAAUGAAAAGUUAACAAAAGCCACAUUCCAAGAACACGCUGCAACCGCGUUCGGUUUGAUGCUAAACCGGACGUAUAAACUCACCGAAGCGGCUAUUGCGUUUGGUAGUGUUGGAGCCCGUGUGUGCCCGAGCGUACCAGUGUGCGUGAGAUGGAAAAUGCGUAAAGAAUCGUGCUUAAGGCUUAUUUACACCUUUCCGAUGGCGAAGGGAGAGAAAGAAGCAUUUCGUUUUUUUUUUGUUUUUUUUUUUACAAAGGAAAAAAUGUCUGCAUUGAAACGAUUAUCGAUGCACGAUCAAACGCAUCAUUUUCGUAUAUCACAUUUAGCAAAGCCCGUGUUCACUUAUUUGAUAUAUUAAAAAUACAAAUGAUGAAAGCGCACGUUCAACGCAAGUGUAACCGAACCUUCAGCCGUCUGGGAGAGCGACAAUGCGAGCGCGUACCACGUUCGGCUGUGUUGGUGAUGAUCCGAAACCGUCGAAGGUUUGAGCGCGUUUCUCAGAAACUCCGGUUCCAGACGGUUGUCCACAUUUCAACACCGUCACUCAGUUUUGAGAGCCCGUCGAGUUAAGAGCAAGAAGUAUUCAUAAGAAAUAAACGACAAACAAACAGCUAUGACUUAAUACAAUUGCUUUGAAUGUGACAAACAAGCAGUGGUAACAGAACGUGCAAGUUAUUGUGAUAAAGUGCGAUAAAAGUAAUUGCUUGAUUGCUGACCAAUUGUGUUUGUGUGUGUGUAUCUAUGUGUGCGCAAAGCAUUAAGAAAAGGAAAAGUUAACGUGACGGCAUAAUAAUUGAAAUCCUGUGGCAAAGAAAGUGAGAUCCACAGCGAGAAGCAGGAAUCAUUACGCAGCAUCACUUCACGCAUCGAAUCUCAAAUUCAGCACAGGAAAAGGGGAAACAAAAAUCGACACACACUUAACUUAUACCUUCCUAGAAGCGCCCACCCAAAAAAACCGCAAGCCGAAAACAACUCCCGAUCGUUGUCAAGGUGAUAUGUAUGGUGCUGGAUGAUUUGCUGACGCGUGUUUAUGUGCUUGUAUGUUGUACGUGCGUGAAUCUAAGUGGUGCGUUGGUGUUACGCUGGUUAUCUAUUCGCAAGGAACAAUUUUGUAGAUGCUGCAAGAAGCAACAACACUUGUUGGCUUGAAUUACCCUUGCUGUUUCCUUUAAAGUGUAGAUUGUGUAUCUGUGUUUGUGUGCUAUUGUGUGUCCUGUGAGUGGAGUUGCGUGUGUGUGCAAAUUGCAUUUGGAGGCACAAAGGUGGAUAAAAUUGAUAGAGUAAAAUCAAACAACGCACAAUUUCCGGCAUUUUGAUGAUGGAUGUGUAAGUGCGAGAAAGGUAACACUUUCCAGAGAGCGGAUACGGUCAGGCGAAAAUUUUAGUGCGACAGUGACAAAACCACACGACGUACAAGAAAACUCCCCAAGCAGUGUUAAACCAGUUAACGAUAAGCAGUGUGAAGAUCUAAUGAUCGUUGCAAAAUGGCCACUUCACCCACACCAUCAUUAGACUCCUUACCGGGUGCAUCAAAUUCGAUCGGUUCAUUUGGCGAACCGGCGGAUUAUUUGUCCGACUCUCCGCUAACCACGCUGAGUGGUGGCUCGGGAACGACGGGAUCCUCCCCACCGGCCAGUGAUUCUGCAAUCUGUGACGAUUUCGCGACCUCGUCCAGCCUUGAGUCCGCCCAAUCGAACAACGGUUCGUCUGAGUCGCUGUUUCCGCGCUGCACCGGCUGCAAAAGCAAGCAAUCGGAUGCGGUGGCCAAAUGCAUGGACUGCGAUAACUUCCUGUGCGCCAACUGCGUCACUGCACAUCAGUUCAUGCACUGCUUCGACGGUCACUCGGUUUAUCGGAUUACAGGCGUGGGCAGCGUUGCCGGCGGUGGUGGGAACACGUUCGGUUCGAUCGGUUCCCUCGCUAACGGAACAAUGGCAGCCAACACGGUUACUACGACUGCCCCAGCCACACCGACGCUGGGCGGUUUGCUCGGUGGUUGCUUUGAAUUGCCCAGCCCGCUAACCAGCAGCAUUCUGGGCGGUGGAUCCGGUGGUGCAGCGAAAAUGCUACAGGUCGGAAGCUUCGACACGACUCAUCCGCGACUCAGCACGCUCAAUCUGACUAUCAAGGACGAUGCCAGCAGUCUGGUGAAAUCAAUCAUGAACAACGUGAUAACACCACCAACAUCGAACGGUACCGGUGCGCCAUGCAGUGGCAACGGUAACAACAACAACAGCAGCAGUAACAGCAGCACCAGCAGUAGUAGCAGCAGCAGCACAACCAGCAGCAACGGUGGCAAUGGCAACAGUCUGCUGAAUCAGGUCAACAGUCAGCUGUCGGGCGUAAUGCAACAGUCCACCGGGUUGGGAUCGGAUCUGUUACUAUCGAAUGGACUCGGUGGUGGUGGUGGUCUUGGUAGUUUGCUAAGCAAUGGCAAUGUUGGAACCGGCCUAGGAGUGGGCGGAGGUGGGCUGCUGGGUGGAACCAACAAACCGAACUAUUUCUGCAAACGGCACCCGAGCGAACUGCUCAAGUUCUUCUGCCGCACGUGCAGCGUACCGGUGUGCAAGGACUGUAUGCUGGACCAUCCGAAUGGUUUGCACGAGUGUGAGCACAACAGUGACACUACGCCGAAGCAGAUCGAAAGUUUGCUCCACACCGUAUCGGAAGUACGCGCCAAAGCUCAGGACUUACGCUCACUGAUCAAGAACGUGGAACACAUCAAUCAGCGCAUCCAGGUGCAGUACCACAAGGCACAGAAUGAGAUUGAGGACACGCAUCAGUUCUACCGCUCGAUGGUAGACGAGCGUAAGGCUGAGCUGCAAAAGGAGCUGGAGAACUUUUACAACGCGAAAACUGUUUCGCAGUCGGAGCUGCUGAACCGUAGCCAGGACCAUGUCGACAAGAUGUUGCAGAGCUGCGAAUUCGUCGAACGGCUGACAAAGUGUGCCGGCCCAUCGGAAACGAUCAUGCUGCGCAAGUUUAUGGAGAACAAGCUGAUGCUCUUUCCGGCCAUCACACACGAUCUGCAGGCAUCGUACGAGCUAGAGUUCGUGUCCAAUUACCAGGCGAUACAGAUUGGGGUCCGCAACACCUACGGCUACAUCCGUUCGAAUGUGGAUCUGAGCGUUGUGACGACAAAGCAACCACCCAUAGCGCGCCCCACUUCCACCACGAAUGGUGGGUCUCUCCUUGGCGGCACUGGUAAUCGCAGUGUCAGCCCGUCAAACAGUAGCACUGGUAGCAUGAACUUGUUGUCGCAUCACCAUAUCAGGGGUGGUGACAGUAUCAUGAAUGGUGGUAACGGUGGUGGAGCACCCCAUCUGCUUGAUCAUCACUCGCAUCAGCGCCAUCAGCAGCAUCAGCAGCAUCAGCAACAGCAUCAGCAGCGCUCGUACGGCAGUUCGUUGGUGAACGGGGGUGGACACGGUGUCAACGGUGGAUUAUCGACAUCACCACUGAGCGGUGCCGGUAUGGUUAACGGUUUGUCAACGGCUUUCGACACCGCGAACCUGAUCACUAAACGGUUCAACAGCGCCAACAGUCUUGGCCCGUUCGUCGGCGAACCAUCAAUCGGUCAGCCCAUUGGUAAUGCUUACGAGAAGUGGAGUAACGGUGGUACGACGGAUCUGUUCAACAACCUUGCUGACCAGUACACGAUCCCACUGAACCCCAUUGGUGGAGGCGGUGGUGGUGGCGGUGGUGGAGGUGGCGGUGGUAACGGUAGCUCUGGUGCUGGUGGACAGGGCGACCCUUCCGCGGCGAUGAUCGACCUGACGGCGAAGCUGAUGUCAAGCUCAAUGUUCCCACCGAAGAGUCAAAUUAAGCGUCAAAAGAUGAUCUACCACUGCAAGUUCGGAGAGUUCGGUGUAAUGGAGGGCCAGUUCACGGAACCGAGCGGUGUGGCAGUAAACGCACAGAACGACAUCAUCGUUGCGGACACGAACAAUCAUCGGAUACAGAUCUUCGAUAAGGAGGGACGCUUCAAGUUCCAGUUCGGCGAAUGUGGCAAGCGGGACGGCCAGUUGCUCUAUCCGAAUCGGGUGGCCGUCGUGCGCAAUUCCGGCGACAUCAUCGUAACCGAACGUUCGCCCACGCACCAAAUCCAGAUCUAUAACCAGUACGGUCAGUUUGUGCGCAAGUUCGGUGCCAACAUCCUGCAGCAUCCGCGCGGUGUCACUGUGGACAGCAAGGGCCGCAUCGUGGUCGUCGAGUGCAAGGUGAUGCGCGUGAUCAUCUUCGACCAGUCCGGCAAUGUACUGCAGAAGUUCGGCUGCAGUAAACAUCUCGAGUUCCCGAACGGAGUCGUUGUCAACGACAAGCAGGAGAUCUUCAUUAGCGACAAUCGAGCGCACUGCGUCAAGGUGUUCAACUACGAGGGCCAGUUCCUGCGGCAGAUCGGUGGCGAGGGCGUUACCAACUACCCGAUCGGCGUGGGCAUUAAUGCCAGUGGUGAAAUUCUUAUCGCGGACAAUCACAACAACUUCAACUUGACCAUCUUCACUCAGGAUGGGCAGCUGGUAUCGGCGAUGGAGAGUAAGGUGAAGCACGCGCAGUGUUUCGAUGUGGCCCUUAUGGACGACGGCAGCGUGGUACUAGCGAGUAAGGACUAUCGGCUGUACAUCUACCGGUACGUGCAGGUACCACCGAUUGGCCUGUAAAUGCACUCGCUCCGCACACUUAAAAGCAGACAUCUUCCAUGACGGCGGCCUGCGCAAGAAAUAGCGUACUGCAGAAUUCCUGAGGCAUUUAAUGUGCGGCAAAACAUGCGUCAAGGGUGGUGAAACACGAGAUGAAUGUAACUGUAUGUCGCUGUAUGUGUUGUUUUGUACUAGCCGUAAGACAAGUAUGAUAUUUAACAAGCAAACACACACACACACACCUGUACCGAUUGCCACCCUUACGCUGUUGUGUCCUGAUCGGUGAACAUCUGUAGCGCGCUGUCCUCUUACUGUACGAACGCGGGCUGAUGUAUGAAUAGUAAAUCCAUCGACAAGUUUUGUGAAUAGUGCUUUAACUUUCCGUAACUAUGUUGGGUGCCGUAUCGGAAUCAGCCACAAAGCGAAACACGGUCAUAUUUUUACAUACACAAUGUAAAACAGCAAACUAACAACAACAACAACAACAAUAAAUCAGUGCAUGGUAAAGUGUCCGUCAAAAGAAAAGCGCCCAAAAUAUCGUCUGCAUGGUGCGAAAGUACUGCAAACAAUCAAAGGACAAAAGAACAGAGCAAACAGCAAUUGUGUAACGCGUUUAACAGCGAUCAGAAGUGGUGAAAAAAAAUUUGACAAACAUUUGCAUGCAUGUAUAUGAGUAUAUAUAUGCUAGUUUAUAUAUAUAUGUACGUAUGAAUGUAUGUGAGAAGGUGUGCGCGUGCUUGUGUAUUUUAAAGCUAUCGAGUUCAACACUAUGCUCAGAAGGAUAUGCAUCGAACAAUCAGACUUGUACUGAAUCAAACAG